Hymenoscyphus albidus is the source of this 2486-nucleotide messenger RNA. NCBI's taxonomy places the organism in Eukaryota, Fungi, Ascomycota, Leotiomycetes, Helotiales, Helotiaceae. The record is from the annotation of a GenBank genome assembly.
CAUACCUUCACUGGUACAAUGAGAACUGGUUGCAAAUCCACAACAGUCAUCUCCCACCUCAAAAAAUACUCAGCUGAAAUUCAGAUCCUCAUCAAUCUCACAUACCCAGUAUUUUCUCUCCCUAAACAGCUCUAACCUACUAUCAAGCGCCGUGCUUCGUGGUGCCGCCCAUCCCAAGCUAGCCUGUUUGGGAAUCCUCAACUCCUUGACCUGGGAGCUCUGGCCUGUUGUUGGCUUGACGUACUCGAGUAUUCCGCCCCAAACCCCAUUGAACACCUACGAAUAGUGCACAUUUUCGACCAUGGUUCUGUCAGUCUCCGAGAGGCUCGAUACUUCACGCUGAAAACCGGUCUUGAUGCCACGAGGAGGAGGGGGAUAUGUGGCUCGACCGGCUAUCGGGGCAUUCGACGCCUGCCUCUACUGGAACUCCCCCACCAGGGAGUGCGAACAGAUCAUACUCUCCAGCACCACGCCGGCAAAGUAAUCUAGGACCUCCUUCUUCCUUGCAAAGACCAGGCUUCAAUACUCGGUCAUCUUCCUUGUCCUUGCUCUCCAAUGACUCUACAACGUCUCUGCUGUCCUCUCGAUGGCCUAAUGGAUCGAAUCUCAAACGAACGGCAACCAUAGUAGAUGUGCCAGAUCCUCUCAAGGUUCUGGGCAACAUUGUGGGUUCAGAAGAUACUAAAGGGGAGGAGAUUGAUGAGGAUUGGGAACUGGAACUUGAUUUCGACGGCCUUGGGCUGCACGAAAUAGCAGAGGAUCGAACGACUUCCGGGGGCAUUAUCUCUCAGAGUCUCGAAGAGUGUAUGCCUAUCUAUUACUUUUGGCUACACAGAUGCUGAUCGCGAAUUUUAGUUGAGAGGGACAGAUACAAGUUUGACAGCCUCCACCAAUCAAUUCAUGACUGUGAUGAAGUGCUAAAUAGUGUCGAACUCAACCUAAAUAGCUUUCAGAGCGACCUUGCCGCGGUUUCGACGGAGAUAGAAACAUUACAAGCGCGAUCCACUGCAUUGAGCGUCAGGUUAGAGAAUCGAAAAGUGGUUGAAAAUGGCCUGGGCCCAAUCGUGGAAGAAAUCAGCGUCUCCCCAGCCGUUGUCAGGAAAAUUGUUGAAGGGGCCAUCGAUGAAGCUUGGGUUAGGGCUUUGGCCGAAGUCGAGAAGCGUUCCAAAGCCAUGGAAGCUAAAUCCAGGGAACAUAGGAAUAUAAAAGGCAUUGAUGACCUUAAGCCAUUGCUGGAUAAUCUUACCAAGAAGGUCCGUCAUGCUCCCAAAGUAUAAUAUGGUCAUACUGACUCUUGCAGGCUCUUGAGAGGAUCCGAGACUUUCUUGUUGCGCAAAUCAAGGCAUUGCGUUCACCUAAUAUAAAUGCCCAGAUCAUACAGCAGCAACACUUUAUCAGGUACAAGGAUUUAUAUGCAUUCUUGCACAAAUAUCACUCCAAACUAGCCGAGGAGAUUGGUCAAGCAUAUAUGAAUACAAUGCGAUGGUACUUUCUGAACCAGUUUACCCGUUAUCUCAAAGCUCUUGAGAAAGUUAAAGUCCACGUGCUUGACAAAUAUGAUCUUCUUGGUCAAGAUGAUGGAACUCGAAAGACAAAUAUCUUGUCAAGUUCGAAGAAUGCAGCGCCAGCGCACGAUGCGUUCAAUUUGGGCCGACGAUUUGACCUCCUCAGAACGCCCAACCAAACGGCACUUUCUUCGUUUUUAGCAGAAGAGGAUAAGUCAACACAUUAUUCCGAGUUCCCAUUCAGACAUUUCAACCUCGCUCUUGUCGACAAUGCUUCAGCUGAAUAUUCCUUUCUUACCACUUUUUUCGCGCCAGCAUUGUCAUACUCGACCAUAUCGCGGCAUUUCAACUACAUUUUUGAGCCAACAUUUGCUCUUGGGUCUGGCCUUUCGAAAUCUCUUUUCCAUGAAACCUACGAUUGCUUGGGGCUCCUCUUGUGUGUGAGGUUAAAUCAGCACUUUGCUUUUGAGCUCCAACGACGCAAAAUCCCGGCCGUUGAUGGGUAUAUCAAUGGAACUAGGAUGCUGUUGUGGCCUAGGUUCCAAGUUAUCAUGGACCAACACUGUGAAUCGGUGCGGACAGUCACCAAUAGCGUUUCCACACGGAAACCAUCAGCCUCGGAGCAAGCAAAACAGUCUGCUGCUCCACACUUUAUGACACAACGAUUUGGGCAAUUUUUGCAUGGCAUCCUAGCAUUAAGUACUGAAGCAGGUGACGAUGAACCUGUCUCAACAAGCUUGAUCAGGCUUCGAAGUGAAAUUGAAGCGUUUCUGACCAAAACGGCCAAAAGCUUUGGCGAUUCUAGGAAAAGGGAACGAUUUCUUUAUAAUAACUACUCGUUGAUUCUCACGAUUAUUGGAGACGUGGAAGGAAAACUAGCUCUUGAACAACAAGAGCAUUUUGAGGGCCUGAAAACGGCAUUUGCGGGAACGUAGUUAGAUUCUUGGGUCCAUACCCUGUAAAAUACAAUCUAUUUUUUGG